Trypanosoma conorhini is the source of this 2907-nucleotide messenger RNA. RefSeq lists its product as uncharacterized. The coding region runs from base 1 to 2907 and encodes 968 amino acids. The transcript has a single exon. Lineage: Eukaryota; Euglenozoa; Kinetoplastea; Trypanosomatida; Trypanosomatidae. The record is from RefSeq and is a predicted model, not a curated record.
AUGUCAUGUGCCGCGCUGCGCGUCGUCAACGGCGUCGUUGGCGGGAGGAGGGAGCAGGACGCGGGGGAGCGGCUGCUCGACCGGCUGCUGCGGGCGGCUCCCACGGCGGAGGUGAUACCCCCCACACUCACGGAUCUCCUCCCGCUGCUCGAUCGGCGCGUGACCGCGGGCGCCGGGUUCCUGUGGGUGGACUGCGGCUACACCAGCAGCGACGAAGGCUCGCUGCUCACUGCCCCGGCCCAUCGUCGCACGCCGCGGUACCUCGGCAGUGACGCGUUGGGGUGGUACGGCGGCGGCUUUCUGCCCGCACUAAUUCAGCUGCUGUUGCUGCGUGAAGAGGUAGGCGUCCCCAGCACCGCCGCCGUCCUCGAGGCCGCGGCCGCCUCGUUUGACGAGCUGCGUCUGUGCUGGUUUGCCGUGCGUGCCCUUGACGCGCCUGUGGUGGAUUUGGUGGCGCCUUUUGUCUCCAACUUUGCGGCGCGUGGCGCAUCGCACGACGGGCCUUCGGGGGUUGCCGCCGCCUCCUCGGAAGCAUUGCAGCCCUUGCCCAUUCGCGACGUCCGCGGCUUUGUGGAGCACGUCGAGCGCGUUGCGGUGACACCCUCCUUUAGCCGGGCGCGCGAGCACCUCUCGCACGUCUUUUGGUUCACACUGCGGGGGGUGUCGUACGUUGUGUGCGUCGUGCAUGAGGCGCACACGGAGGUCUUUACCAAAGUCCUUACCUCCCCAGGCAGCCUCUGCGGGCCGCACGACCAUCCCCUGUCUUUCCUGCACUGCAUGCAGGCGGUCAAGCUCGGGUUGUGGCGCUGCGCAGCCGUGCCGCGGACGCCACGCGGUGCUGCGGAACCCCGCUGCGAAUGGUGCGUCCGCGUGGGCAGUCAUCAGUGGGAGGACCCGCUCGACGCCGUGUCGAUGCUGCAACGCCUGCAGGACAUCCCGCCAUUCGGCGCCUCCGCCGUGGCGCCGCCAGCUGGCUUUGGCGCUGCCGCCGCUGAGUCAAGGCACGGGGCCGCGCAGGAGGAGCUGCAACCAACGCAGCGGCGGCGCACCAGUGUGCGGCGAAUUACCCCCGUAGAAGCCCAAACCUCACGCCUGCCCUCCGCAGCAGCCACCGUGCGAGACGACGGCCUGUCUGCCAGCUCACGUGUGCGAUCGCCGUGUGAAUCCCGGUGCACGUCAUGGAUCUCCUCAGAGGCGGGACUGCCGUAUGCCCCUCCGCCAGCACUCCACCUCGGCGUCGUGCAUAUGCGCGAGCAGCUUGUCGCGGAAAAGGAGCAACUGCGGCAAGAGGCAGCGGAGGCACAACGUGCGACGGCGCGUCACGCGCACCUGCGGUGUGAGGAGCGCACGCUGCAGGAGGAGGCGGCCAGCCUGCGGAAGCGCCUUGCCUCGCUGCGCCACGAUCAUGCGGCCGAGGAGAAUGGCAUGCGUCAUGCCAGCGGUGGCGGCCCUGCUGCAGGUGCUGUCGAGCACCUGCAGCAGGAAGCAGAGAAGGAACCGAGGCCGACGGGGCGGUUGCUGCAGUUUACCCCACAAGAGAUUGAGGCACAUUACGAAACUGUGAGGGAGCAAUUACGCCGCAACCACCAGUCGCAGCUGUCGGUGCUGGCUAAGCAGCAGCAGGAGGAAGAGGCGGCGGUGGAGCGCUUCUGCGCGGAGCAGGCGGCGCGGCGCCACCGCGAGGCCGCGGCAUCGCGCGAAGAACUGCGGCAGAUUCAAGACGAUAUCGCUGCUGCCGCGAGAGGGCUGCGGUGCCUUGAGGCGGAUGCGGCAAGGGGGCCCCGCACGCCAACGCCGCACCGGCGGAGGAGCGACACCGCAGUAGAAACUCCGUGUGCACUGCAAAUGGAGGAGGAAGAGGGGGCGGCGGGAACGGCGACGCCGCUGCUCCAGAAGGAGCAGGACGAAUUAGAGCGCUUGGAAACGGAGGCGGAGCUGCUGCAGGAAGGUGUGGACCGGGCGCGUGCGUCCGUUCAUCGUCUUGUUGUGAGUCUGCAUGAGGGACACGAACGCCGUGGAAGAGGGACGCCGCCGCGGGCGUCUGUUGCCGCCUAUAAUAAGUCGUGGCAUGCUGCGUUGCGCUGCAGCGCACAGCGAACUCUACUGGCAACUGAGAGGCUCUGCCGUGCCCGCAUUGAGCGGGAGUACAGCCAGCGUCUACUGGCCGUCUGCAAGCAAUGGCACGAUGAGCUGGAUUGUGUGGCGUUGCACUCGCCUUUAACGACGGCGUUGCAUGCCGCACGCGCAAAGUAUGCGACGCUGCAGGCGGAGUGGGAGACGGCGCAGCACACGCAGAUGCACCGGCAGCAUGCGGCGGAGCGGGAACUGGACACAGUCCGGGAGUCACACGCGGAGCUGUGGCGUGAGGUUCAGGCGCUGCGGGAACAACGCAGCAGACUCCCGGGCGAGCAGCGUCGCGUCGUUGCGGAACUGCAGCAGCAGCUCCAGGGCGAGGCCGCGACGGUGCUGCGCCGCAUCACGGCCGUGGUGGCUGCUCUCGCGCGGGAAAGUCUUGGGGAGUCGAACGAACGUCGCGACGGACGCGAGUGUGAUGUGCGUCGGGCGCUGGAGACGGCACUGGCGGCGGGUUGCCACCGCGCCCCACGACAGCCCCGGCAAACGCCAGACCGAGAGGCGUGGGGCGUUGUUCAGGGGGAGACGCGCAAGCCCUUUUUGGCGGCAGAUCUGGCACUGAUGCGUGAGACGUGUGAGGCGUACAAGGCACUGUGUGCGGGUGUGUUGGAGCGACACCGGCUGGAGGCGGAGGUGCGCCGCCUGUCCGGCGCGUGUGAUGCGGUGGCGCCGACGCUGUCCGCAGAGCGGCACGGCGUGGGGCCUCGGCAGCAGAGCCGGCCGCAGUUGGCCGCGGUGGCGGCUGCGCCCGCGGAGGGCGGGGAGAGACACUAG